GGUAAGGUUAGUCGCCGUUCUUGAACUACCUAAUUCUGCCUUAUACAUGAAAUAUAUAUGUAUGUUAUGGCCUAUAAACAUGGAGUUUUUAGUGGAAGUUAAUCGUUUUUUAGCGCCAACCUGUGAACCCCGAUUAUUUUCUCCAUCCCCUAAACUUAUAGCACCCCCACGGUCCACAGGUGAUAGUUUGGUACUUGUGUGGGGGUUGCAUAUAUGUACCUCCAACUAUGGGCAUUCGGUAACUCGGUAACUUUUAACUCUCUUUAACAGCUAAUAAGCCCUGGAACUUGCAGCAUCCGCGGGCGCUUAUAGACCCGACCCGCUUAUGAAUCGGACCUAAACCUUGGAAAACUACUCACACAUCUAUCUAUUACAUCUUUUCCGUAGGUACAUGCAUAUUAAGUUCUUUUUUUUUGGGUUCUUUUGUGGACGUCAUAAUCUAUACCUUGUUUCUUCUUACACUUGCGAUUCGGAUUCGUUUUCUUUGGUUCACCUCACCUCGCUUCGCUUCGUCUUCGUGUCACACAACAAGAACAACACAUCAAUCACAUCACAUUUUUCAAACAAGGGGGGGGAAGAAACGGGAAAACGACCACUCAUAUGCGAUAGAUGUAGUGCGCCAAGCAUAGAAAAGAGAAAGGAUUUGAAGGGAAGAGAGAAAAGGGGGUUGACUGAAAACGAAGCAAAUCGAGGGAAAGGGAAAAGGGAAAAAAGAGAUGGUGGCAGAUCCGGAGGGAAAGACCUCGCCGGUCAUGUCGCUGGUCGCCGGCGGUAUAGCGGGGGGUGUGGAAUCAGCUUGCACGUACCCCUUCGAAUUUGCAAAGACACGGGUGCAGCUAUACGGCCAUGAAGGUAUCAAGAACCCGUUUAUGGUAGUCGCCAAGGUAGCUAGGGAAGAGGGCUUACGUGCACUAUACAAGGGGUGCUCAACUAUGAUAGUGGGCUCUAUCGGGAAAGAUGCAGUACGAUUUGUCGCGUUUGACAGCAUUCGGUCUCUGUUCGAGGACCCGGUUACACACCGGUCCACCACGGCGCAAUCUAUCGCUUCCGGGAUGCUAACCGGCGUCGUGGCCUCAACAACCAUCGUAACGCCUUCCGAACGCAUCAAAACCGCCCUCAUAGACGAUGCCCGUACAUCGCGGCGUUUCCAUUCCCCUAUCCACUGCAUAACAACCCUCUACCGCGAACAAGGCGCUCUCCGUGCCCUGUAUUCUGGGUACACAACCACAACCUUGAAACAAGUCGGCACAACCGGCUUUCGACUAGGUUCCUACGCCGCGCUCAAAGACUGGGAACGCGGCUACGGGAUCCCCGUAGACAAUGCGUUAACCAGUUUCGCCAACGGUGCGUUCGCGGGGACACUGACUACGCUCGCGACGCAGCCUUUUGAUACGGUGAAGACAAAGGCACAACAAGCUAAGGCUGUGGGGACUAUGGAGUGUGUGAGAGUGAUAUACGCUAAGGAUGGAAUACGCGGGUUCUGGAGAGGUACGGUUAUGAGAUUAGGACGUACGGUGGCGGCCGGUGGGAUUUUGUUUACGGCGAAUGAACAGGCGCUUAAAUUGCUUAAAACUGUUUUUGGGUAGGCGUUUAUGAUGUUUUGGGUAUAGAUUGGAUAGAGAUGGGCUAUAUUAUAUAUAGGGGCAAAAGGGGUUAGGAGUAUCCCGGAAUACUAUAGAUUGUUGAAGGGGAAGAUGAGUGGCUGAGUAUAUAAUGGAUGGAUAUAUCUCAAAGGUAUUAGCUACCUAAUUUGAAAGCAUAUUCUAACCGUGU
This is a messenger RNA of Hypoxylon trugodes, 1773 nucleotides long. Its product is annotated as mitochondrial carrier. The transcript has 4 exons. Gene Ontology annotation, biological process: mitochondrial citrate transmembrane transport. NCBI's taxonomy places the organism in Eukaryota, Fungi, Ascomycota, Sordariomycetes, Xylariales, Hypoxylaceae. The record is from RefSeq and is a predicted model, not a curated record. The coding region runs from base 717 to 1586 and encodes 289 amino acids.